Molecule: messenger RNA, 813 nt
Organism: Ceutorhynchus assimilis (cabbage seed weevil)
Lineage: Eukaryota; Metazoa; Arthropoda; Insecta; Coleoptera; Curculionidae
Source: the annotation of a GenBank genome assembly
AUGGAGAAAAAAAAUUUCAGAGCAACUAACUUUUCGGCGAGAGAAGAAAAUGUCCUAAUAAAUCUUGUGAGAAAAUAUAAAAAUGCAAUAGAGUGCAAAAAAUCUGAUACAGACAACAACAGAAUUAAAGCAGAGGCAUGGCAGAAAAUCUAUACUGAAUUCAAUAGUAUCCUUGGAGAUCCUCAUAGAACUGCCAAAGUUCUAAAAAAUAAGUAUGAGAACAUAAAGAAAAGGGCUGAACAAAAAUUUGCUGAUAAUAAAAAAUAUGUCAUUGGAACUGGAGGAGGGCCAUUCAAAGAUUUAGUGAUAGCUGACACUGAGAAAUCUAUUAUAAUCCAGGUUGAGGGCAAUAAUCUCUCUGAUACAGAGAAUUUUGAGGAUAUAGAGGAAAAUUCUCCAGAAAAAAUUAGGAAAAUUGAUGUUUUACAUUCGGCAAGUUCUUGCCAUGAUAUUUAUUCAACAGAAGUGGAUUCACAUCAGAGUUUUAGUGCUCCAACAGAAACCAAAAAGACCUUAAAAACUAGAAUCCACGCUGGGCCAAAGCUUACUCCUGAAAUGUCUUCUAAUUUUUGUGCAUCAGUUGAAGAAGUGCCCCAUUCAUCAAAAUCUUCUACAAAUGACUGGGCUACAUAUACACCGGCGAUGUUGAAAAAGCCAUUGUCUGCUCCAUUGCAAAGUCUUGAGAAUAAAGAUAUAACUCCAAAAAAAAAAUCUCAGUGCCGACAGCUGAGUGCUCGGUUAGAAGACUGGGCCAAGAGAAAAUCCAACUACACGGGAGUUCAAGAAAAAGUAUAUGAAAAAAAACAUGGGUAG